Molecule: messenger RNA, 3661 nt
Organism: Leguminivora glycinivorella
Lineage: Eukaryota; Metazoa; Arthropoda; Insecta; Lepidoptera; Tortricidae
Product: probable serine/threonine-protein kinase kinX
Exons: 16
Coding region: 1-3396 (1131 amino acids)
Source: RefSeq, a predicted model, not a curated record
AUGAAAGAAGAGAUGGAGGAAGAAGAAGAAAAACUAUCACCAGAGAGAUUAUGGCUGAAGAAGACAUUGCGAGAAAUAAAAAGAAGAUGGGACACGUUUUGGGACAUACACUUCGUUUAUUUCAUGAGGAGCCGUACAGAGAGAGAUACGGAACUUAGGACGGAUAAGGGCAUGGUACCAUGGGCGAUUCUUUUGUUUGGAGUAAGUCUGAACUCAGGACACUACAUCCGCAAAGCUGAGAAUGACAGUCCAAGCGUAUACAAAGUUGAGAACGACCCGUCUAGCGUAACUUUCACCAACCCUAAGGGAGACAAGCGGACGCUGCGCGAGAUUCUGUAUUACCACAUCGUUGAGCGCCCUAGAAAUGAACCAGUGGCAACCGAACGUUCAUUCACCAACAGCCAUGGCUACCAGUUCUUCGAUCUAGCACCACUAGCAGAUACGUACGACGACAAAUAUCUAGAAGAUGGUAGCUAUGUGGAAGAAGAUAAUCAAGAAGAUGGUAGCUAUGUGGAACAAGAUAAGGAUCUAGAAGAUGAUGGGAGCUAUAAAGAAGAUCAGGAUGCUGAGGAGAGUGAGAACAACGUAGAGGAACUAGAAUUACCGACGACUCAAAAGCCGCUUACUGACGAAGAGGUGAAAGAAGCGUUCAAGGCAAGAAGCUACCUUUUCGAUCAAAUGAGGCAACGGGAUUAUAAAAAGCGAAUGGCUCAGCUUUCUUUGAAAAGAAGAAAAAGACAAACUGAAAUGGAGUCUGCCCCUGAUGCUUCCAGUUACGAUAGCAAGGCCGCCUACAUGCAACCUAAGACAUAUGGAAUGAACCUCAAUGGUGAUACGGGCUAUGUUUGGAAUAAUUUGAACAACCCCCCAACAUACUUCGACGUCGGAAAUACGGAUGGAAACUCUGAUCAGGGAUCACCAAAUCAAGAAAACAUUCCAACCAGUGAAAACGCUUACAUUCCCCCCGUUGAACCCAACGAGUCAGAAAGUUCUGAAGACAUAUACAUUGUUACUAAUAGACCUAGCGCACAGCCGUUAGGAACUAUACCAGAAACUGCAAAUCCAGAACCUAGUAAUGAAAGUCCAGAAGUCAUUAAUGAAAAUCCAGGACCUAUUGAGUAUCCAGCACCAAUAAAUGAAAAUCCGGAGCCUAUUAAUGAAAAUCCUGGACCAGUAACUGACUAUCCAGCACCAAUAAAUGAAAAUCCUGAACCAAUAAAUGAAUACCAGCCGCCAAUCAAUGAAAAUCCUGGACCUAUUAAUGACUACCCAGCACCAAUAAAUAAUCCAGAGCCUAUUAAUGAAAAUCCUGCACCAGUAAAUGAAUACCCAGAGCCAAUCAAUGAAAAUCCGGAACCUAUUAAUGAAUAUCCGGCACCAAUAAAUGAGAAUCCUGAACCAACUGACAAUGGAGCAACGUACCCUGUUGAACCAAUAAUAAAUGACGAUAAUUCAAAUACAAAAUUAGAAAACGAAGGUUUUGCGACCAACGAACCUGAGAUCUAUGAAAACCCUGAACUCAAUCCAGUACAGCCAGAAAUUACUGGACCAAGUGUUCCACAAGAGGGGGUUGACCAAGAGUAUCCAAUAAAUGAGCGUCCUGUUGAGGAGUCCAGUGAAAAUCCUGGAAAUGGUUAUGAGCAGCCAGGAAGGCCUAAGCUGGAUGGUUCGCCUGAUGAGAGUUCGGAAGGAGAUGAUUACUAUAAGAAUAUACCAGUAGCACCCACUCUUCCACCUCUAAACUACGAAGGCUUGCCUGACUAUAUCAGAGAAACCAUUUCGUCUUCGGAGAAACCGGCAACCUACGAACAAACGGACAACCCCUACGCUAACCCUCAACCGAACCCCGAAGACACGGAAGUCUUGCACGACCAGAUGGAAGGCAUAUUCGCGACCAUGCAACCCGUGGAAGACAUACCUAAGACGUAUGGCAUGAAUCUGACGGGGGAGGGCGGGCAUGUAUGGAAUGAUAUGAACAACCAACCUGUGUCCUACGAUGUUGGAACACCUAGCCAACCAGAAGAGGAGCACAACGAAGAACCAGCACCUGUAUCCGAAGAACCGGAAAUUCGCGAUCCAAAUACAACUGAACCCGAAAAUGAAGGACCUAUUGCUAAUCCAGAACCCAGCCAAGUACCAGAGAUACAUGAAAGUGGAGAAAAUAUGCCUAUUGAAGAGGAACCUAUUGCUAACCCUAAUGAAGAAAACCAUGAGCCCAUUCCAGAAAACAAUAUGCCGAUUGAAGAACCUGUGCCUGUACAACCUGAACCUACACUUGAGCCUGAGAAUCCUGAGCUGGUAUCAGAACCAGAAACCAAAGAACCCGCUAAUCCUGAAUUCGUACCGCAGCCAGGAAAUGAAGAACCCGCUAAUCCUGAAUUAGUACCUGAACCAGGAAAUCCUGAGCUAAUACCUGAACCAGUCAGCGAACAACCUGAAAACCCUGAACCUCUGCCGGAUCCCGACAAUCCUGAACCUGUACCGGAACCUGGAAACCAAGAACCAGGAAAUCCUGAGUUGAUACCAGAGCCUGGAAAUGGCGGAACGGAACAGACCAGCGAAGAGCCAAGUGAAGAACCACAUGAUUUAAACUUAAAACCGGAUAUCAUGAGCGAACUGCUUAAGAGCGAACAAUUCUGGAAGUGGCUCGGAGAAUGGACGUCAACCUACAUGGAACUAUUAGAGAAGCACAUAAGGAAAAUAGCGAGACAAGAAAUAUGCAACCGCGAGAAAUCUGGUGAACAAAUGUGCCCUCUGGAAGACGAAUCUGAAAAUAAUAAUGACGGAGUCAUAAUCAAGGAUGGAAAAAUCAUUAUAGAUGGCAGAGAAAUAGAUUUAACACGCACAGAUAAUUUAAAUAUAGAUCUUAAGAGAGGCCAUCACUACAAUAAAGGUGAUAAAGAUAAAAUAAAUAAAAACGAGAAUAAAGUAGACGCAUCUACAAUUUACGGUAAUUCAGUAGGAAAUGAAAAAGUAACAAAUGUAUUUAUAUUUACUGCUGAUAAAGCUGAUGAGGUCUUAGAGAAUAUUAAGCCGGACGAGUCUGAUGAGGAAAUCAUUAUUGACGAUAGGAUAAAGGAAGAAAAUGAAGAUAAAAAUAAGGAAAUUGAUACUGAGGCAUCAGAAUCGGUCGUAGGGAAUACUGAAGAAACAGAUGAAGGUGAGGAGAAUAAGGAAGAAAUUGAUAAUAAAGAAACAAACGAAGGCGAGGCUAGCGAGCAAGAAAAUGAAGAUGAUAAUAUAAACGAAGAAGAUGGAGAAAUUAUAGAAAUCAAACAAACCGAUAGUGAAGGUAGUAACGAAGAUCUAAAUAAAAAUGUACCAAAUAAUGAAUCUUCGAGCGACAUCGAAGAAUUAGAUAAAGAUGAAGAACCUAGUGAAAGCGAAUCAAAUUAGAAAAUUAUAUUUGUUUAACUAUUAGCUAAUUAGAGUUAAGAUAUUAUGAAAUAGAAGAGAUUUUACUUAAGCGAACAAUUAAUGCUUCGACAAUGUCAGCUAAUGUGCUCUGUAUGGCUAUAAAAAUGUCUACACUUAAUAAUGAUUAGCUUGUAACUAUUAUUGUUCUUUAAACUUUAGAUCACAUUUUUAUUUAAGAUUUAUAUUAGAAUUUCGUUGUUUAUGCGUUAUUCAAUGGAUUGUUGUUGAACGUGAAUUAAUUAAA